This is a messenger RNA of Actinia tenebrosa (Australian red waratah sea anemone), 4088 nucleotides long. RefSeq names its product D(1) dopamine receptor. Gene Ontology annotation, molecular function: G protein-coupled receptor activity. Gene Ontology annotation, cellular component: plasma membrane. NCBI's taxonomy places the organism in Eukaryota, Metazoa, Cnidaria, Anthozoa, Actiniaria, Actiniidae. Gene Ontology annotation, biological process: positive regulation of MAPK cascade; adenylate cyclase-activating adrenergic receptor signaling pathway. The record is from RefSeq and is a predicted model, not a curated record.
UUGUAUUUAGGAAGGUUAGCUUAUCAAAAGCAAGCAAAACCGGGUAAGGAAAGUGUUCUCGUAUUUGGUGCACUAUUGGUGCCACACUUGCCUUCUCGACAACUCGCAGGAAUACGAGAGUGAAUAUCGAAUAUAACUUAAUCAAAACAAUGAACCAAAUCCGAGUUAUCACUGAAUUAAAGAAGGAAAAAUUGAGGAAGACUUUAAAGGCAAGAUACCCGAGGUUUUGGAAUACUUGGAUUUUCUAGAGCUCUAUUUACRGAGGGUUUACUAGAGCAUAAGUGAACACACUAAUUCCACUCGUCGUUACAGCAAAACAAUUUAUCCCAAACAGCUCAUCGGAUAUAAAGAGUGGUUGAGUCUAUCAAAAACUUGGUGAGGUCUACGCUACUGCGUUGGAAUCUUCGGUGGGCUACCUUGGACGGGACUGUGUGUAUUCAAACCGCAUUGUUGUGGUUACUGACCGCUGUGUUAUUUAAGGCAUCAAGUUUUUUUGGGAUUGUACGAGUUUACGACCCAUUUGUUUUAAUUCAUACCCGAGAACACUGCAGAAGAGGUUUGAUUGAACGUAUUAUCAAGCACAUACUUCUCUCUUGUCAUCUGGAUCUGACUUAGUCAGGAAGAAAGGAAUCCCAUCGUUAAGCAAAUAUUAACAUGGUAUAUGGUUAAGCAUUCAACAAGUGACUUUUUGAAUAUGGAUCUACCUAAUUCAACCAUGAAUGCAACUAAAGCACCGGGGCGACCGCCUCAAGAGUACUUCUGUAGCCUUCCCACAGAAUCCGAAUUCAAGUUUCAAACAACAUUUUUAAUCCUCAUUCUCAUACUGACCUUCGUCGGAAACCUUUUGGUCGUUCUAGCCGUGAUAUUUUUCCGUCGACUUCGCUAUAUCACAAACUACUUCAUCGUGUCUCUAGCAGUGAGUGACCUGCUCAUCUCCAUCUUUUUGCCAUUCAGGAUCGAUCAGACAAUACAUAAUGCGCAUUGGUGCUUGAGCAAGGAAUUCUGUCGCCUCUGGAUCGUAAUAGAAACGACCUGUAGUUAUGCAUCUAUGUGGAACCUUGCAAUCAUCUCUAUUGAUCGAUAUACUGCCAUAGUGCAUCCUUUUCGAUACCAUUCAAUAAUAACAAAUAAAGUAGGGUAUGGACUUAUUAGCUUUGUCUGGGGCUUCUCCUUCACGUUAGCCUUAAUGGCACUAAUGAAUUGGACUUCCUGGGAGCAGGAACGCUUUUUAUAUGAACCUGAGUGUGGAAAAAAAGACAAAUACUACUAUACGAUAUCAGCUGCAAUAUCGUUUUAUUUGCCUUUGUUAAUAGUGUUGGUCAUGUAUGGGUUCGUUUUCCGCGUGGCCUUUAAUCAAGCAAAGGCAAUGGCUGCGCUCCAAGUUUCUUCAAACAACAGAGGAAGACGAAGCUCAAUCAACCUGGUAAAGGAAGUAAAGGCAGCCAAGACAUUGGCAAUUGUUAUAGGCUGCUUCGUGGUCUGUUGGUUCCCUUUCUCCGUUCUUCUUCAGAUUAGUCUUUGGGCUAAAGAAGAACUUAUUUUGCCCCUUUCUCGUGACGUUAAAGUUGGAUUGAGUUUGACAUUUAUAUAUGCACUUCCAGCUCUCAACUCGACAUUAAACCCCAUCAUUUAUGCUUUAUUCAAUCGCGAAUUUCGUCAAGCGUUUAUAAAGCUUGCUAAGCGGAUGACCGGUCAACCCUUGGGAGCGGUUGGUUUUGGAGAAUCAACCAUGACUGGAACGACAGUUUCAAAAGCUGACAAUGGGGUUUAUCAUAGUAAUCAAAACCGAGCAAUCCGCUUUCAGGAUCAUGACAGUGAAAGCUCCGAGGUUCCUCCAACAAUUCCUAUGCGAGAUCCAAACGCUUUUUACAACGAUAGCUGUAUUGAAAUCCCAGCAAAUGGCAGCACUUUGGCUGCGCCACACGAUACCAACUCAAUGGAAACUACGUUAGAUGAUGAUAGACCAACACAAUGCCCUUCACCUAACAGCAAAGAUACGGCGGAUGCGAAGACUCCACAGUGCAAUGGGGCUGGUGGUGGUGGUGGCAAUGUUCAUAGUGAAGAGAACCCUUCGAGAGGAGAAAUACCUCAAAAGUUACCUCCUUUGGAAAGAGACGGUUCUAAAUCCACAGACGAUGAUGUCGAUUUAGGUGCAGGUGGAUUAGCCAAGCCUUUAACUUUACCGCCAAUUGAAUCAACUAACACUAGCGAACUAAAUCCCUCUCUAUCACCGGCAAGAUCCGAACGUUCUGAACUAUCAUCAUCGUCACUAGUAAACGUUGCGGAACAUGAGGACAAAACAUGCGACAUAACUGACAGUGUUUUAUAAAAAUAUAUAUUCAACCUGGGUGACAUUUUUCCCGCAAUCAAAUUUUAGAUGACGUGAAAUAUCAGUUAUAGAAAUAGAAAUAACAGGAAAAUAUCUAUUCGGCAUUGUUUCCCGUUGGCAGUAUCUUUAGGCAGAUUUAGAAGGAGGGAUUGUAAAAGCAUCCUUUUUUAAUACUUCGCAUUUAAUGUUAGUGUUCUGAUCAGGUUUUGUUUAAAUAAUGAUCAUUAAUCAUGAUGAUUGUGCGCGUAUUCAACGAUUUCGAUCUCUUUUGAUUAUGAACUAUUUUUGAAAAGCUCAUCGAGUUUAAGACAAUGAAUAUCGAAAAUUGAAAAAUGGAAGUCAGGAAUUUUCAAUUUUCAGGAAAAAUAAUUUGACUGUCUCUGACUUACAUUUACUAAAACUUUAGAUGUUUCGGCUCACACUCACACGUUUCAGUUACACAGAGUCUACUUUUAAUUUCCCAGGAGACAAAUCCCUUAUUUCUCUCGCUCGGGGGAAAGAUUAAAGGGAGAUUUUGCCGGCAGGGUAACACAGUGGAAACUUUGAAACUUUGAGUAACAUUAAAUUAGCGAAUUAUUUUUCAUGCAAAAUGAACAAAGACUUUAAAAAUAUCAGGCGAUAUUGUAGGCUGAUUUUGACUAGCCUAAAGCAGUACUAAAACAAAUUUUGGAUAGUGAUUCGAUUACAAUGAAUAUGAUAUAAAUUAUGGGUUUAUCUUGGCAUACUAACUUACGUAUAUAUUGUUAUAUCCUUCGAUACGGUCAAUCAGAUGUUGUAAAUAAAAAAUUAGAUUAUUAUAGGGCGUUCAUAUGCGUAACAAACUUGUUUGCAUCAUUUAAACUGAAAAAUUAAAUUACAACCAUUUGCGCAAUGUGAUUUGUGAUAUAUAAAGCUAUAAUGAUGAGGCCAUAAAUGUUAAGAUUAGCCACGUGUAACAACAUUUGAGCCCUGCGCAACGAGGUAGGUAACUUGCGGAGCAAUGCGCAGUAUGAUUAAUGUAAUGCGUACCACCGUUAGUGCCAUUCCGCAAUAACAUCCGUGGCAUGUAUGCACUACUGCAACAGAAGGUUGCGCAGAAAGAUUUUGAGUGCAUACAACAUUAAAGUAGUGUACAAAAUAAAGCCAUGCGACAUUAUACUACUGGCACGAGCCAAUAAGAUCAGUGUCAUGUAUGCGCUAUUGAAACAGAAGGUUGCGCAUAAAGAUUUUAAGAACAUACAUCAUUAAAUAAGUGUACAAUUAUAAAGCCAUGCGACAUUAUACUACUGGCACGAGUCACUAAGAUCAGUGGCACAAUAAGAUUAGUGAUAUGGAAUGUACGAACAAUUUGUAACGUAACAAAUCUCCACACUGUGAAAUAAGAGCAAUGCGCAAUAAAAAAAAGUUCAACGUACGACAAUAUAUUCACGUGAAAACAUUCCUGGUAUGUGUAUGAGAGCUUUAGAGCUACUCUAUCAACUCUAGGGCAACAUCUUUAAGGUUAUAUUCACUGAGUCAUCAGAGAAAGCUAUCUUUCGAUGGCAAUGGACGUUGAGAUGUAAAACCACGAACAUUUAUAUUACAAAACAUAUCUGGCCUUACUACAAAUUCUAGAGGCUACAAGACUGAUAACACGUCUUAGUCAAAUCCAACUGGUGAUCUAUCAUCAAUGCAGCGUUCUGAUUGGAUAACCUACUAUUAGUCUAUAAGUUAUACCCUACUAGUAGCAAAAAGUGCUGGCUUUGAAAACCAAAGCAUUAAAUUUACUGACUUUUCUGAA